Molecule: messenger RNA, 1425 nt
Organism: Onychostruthus taczanowskii (white-rumped snowfinch)
Lineage: Eukaryota; Metazoa; Chordata; Aves; Passeriformes; Passeridae
Gene: SLC35A2
Product: solute carrier family 35 member A2
Exons: 5
Coding region: 12-1181 (389 amino acids)
Biological process (GO): pyrimidine nucleotide-sugar transmembrane transport
Cellular component (GO): Golgi membrane
Molecular function (GO): UDP-galactose transmembrane transporter activity
Source: RefSeq, a predicted model, not a curated record
CAGGUGCCACCAUGGCGGCCCCGGGGGUGGUGGACGGGGGAGGCUCCGGAGACUCCGCGGGGCCCGCGACGGUGACCCCCGGUGUCCCCGCAGUGUCGUGGCGGGUGAAAUACGCCAGCCUGGGCGUGCUGGUGCUGCAGAACGCGUCGCUGGUGCUCAGCAUCCGCUACGUGCGCACGCUGCCCGGGGAGCGCUUCCUGCCCACCACCGCCGUGGUGAUGGCCGAGGCCAUGAAGGGCAGCGCCUGCCUGCUGCUGCUGCUCAUCCAGCACCGGGGCAGUGUCCGGCAGACGGCGGUGACGCUGCACGAGGCCGUGGUGGGACAGUUUGGGGACACGCUGCGCCUGGCUGUCCCCUCCCUCAUCUACACCCUGCAGAACAACCUGCAGUACGUGGCCAUCUCCAACCUGCCCGCCGCCACCUUCCAGGUGACGUACCAGCUGAAGAUCCUGACCACGGCGCUGUUCUCGGUGCUGCUGCUGGGCACGGCGCUGUCGCGGCUGCAGUGGCUGUCGCUGGCGCUGCUCUUCGCGGGGGUGGCGCUGGUGCAGGCGGAGCAGGCGCGGGCCGUGCCCCCUCCGGCGGCGCUGGCGCCGUCCGCGGGCCCCGAGGGGCCGGCGCAGAGCUACGCCGUGGGGCUGGCGGCCGUGGCCGCCUCCUGCCUGUCCUCGGGCUUCGCCGGCGUCUACUUCGAGCGGCUGCUGAAGCGCUCGGGCGGCUCCAUCUGGCUGCGCAACGUGCAGCUGGGCGCCGUGGGCACGGCCGUGGGGCUGGGCGCCAUGCUGGCCGCCGAGGGCCCGGCCGUGGCCGCGCUCGGCUUCUUCUACGGCUACAACGGCGCCGUGUGGGCCGUGGUGGUCAACCAGGCGGCCGGGGGGCUGCUGGUGGCCGUGGUGGUCCGCUACGCCGACAACAUCCUCAAGGGCUUCGCCACGGCGCUGUCCAUCCUGGCCUCCACGGCCGCCUCGGCGCACCUCUUCGGCUUCCGGCCGCGCGCGCCCUUCCUGGCCGGCACCGCCAUGGUGCUGGCCGCCGUGGUGCUCUACGGGCGGCCCCGCGGCCAGGCCGGCCACCGCGGCCAGGACGGCGGUCUCCCAGCAAGGCCAAGGGCACCUGAUGGCUCCGAGCGACCCCCUGGGCCUUAUAGGAUCCAUAUGGACCCUCCCUCCCGGGCCCUAUAGCAUCCAUAUGGACCCUCCCCCUCAGUCCCUAUGGGGGCCAUAUGGACCCUCCCUCUCCUGGGGGCUAUAGGGACCCUCCCCCCCAAUCCCUAUAGGGGACUCAGGGAUACUCCUGGUCCCCAUAGGAGACCUAUGGCCGCUCUCCCUCGCCCUCGGGGGCUAUAGGGUCCCCUCCAGUCCCUAUAGGGGCCAUAGGGUCCCCCCCGCGCGUUUUUGAGGUGAAUUAAGAGGAUUUUUGGUCAAA